Messenger RNA from Beta vulgaris subsp. vulgaris (sugar beet), 1771 nucleotides. RefSeq names its product serine/threonine-protein phosphatase PP1. The coding region runs from base 303 to 1328 and encodes 341 amino acids. Gene Ontology annotation, cellular component: cytoplasm; nucleus. Gene Ontology annotation, molecular function: protein serine/threonine phosphatase activity. The record is from RefSeq and is a predicted model, not a curated record. NCBI's taxonomy places the organism in Eukaryota, Viridiplantae, Streptophyta, Magnoliopsida, Caryophyllales, Amaranthaceae. The transcript is spliced from 4 exons.
CUCUCCACAAUUCUACAUCUUUCCCUGUCACUAUUACUACUAUUAUACUCCAAUCCAGCUUUUUAAACAUUUCUCCACUAACCCCUCCAAAAACGACAAACACCAACUGUUGAAACGACGCCACAAUCACCCGAAAUUUCCUACUAUCUUCAACUCCCACCACUCUCUCUCUCUCUAAAACUUCUCGUCUCUUCUCUCUCCAAAAACCCCUGGACCCACUAUCCACGGAGGAGAGAGAAAGUGGUGGUCCACUGGUGGUUGCAGCGGCGGCGUUAGUGGUGGAGGAGAGAGAUUGAGAAUAAAUGGACCAAUCAUUAUUAGAUGAUAUAAUCCGUCGUUUACUCGAAGUUCGAGGUCGUCCAGGAAAACAAGUUCAGCUUUCUGAGGCUGAGAUCCGUCAACUUUGUUUAGUUUCUAAAGAUAUCUUCUUAAAACAACCUAAUCUUCUUGAACUUGAAGCACCCAUCAAAGUUUGUGGCGAUAUACAUGGUCAAUAUUCUGAUCUUCUAAGACUUUUUGAGUAUGGUGGAUUGCCUCCGCAAGCAAAUUACUUAUUUUUGGGCGAUUAUGUUGACAGAGGCAAACAAAGCCUGGAGACUAUUUGCCUUCUUCUUGCGUAUAAAAUAAGAUAUCCUGAAAACUUCUUUCUCCUGAGGGGAAACCAUGAGUGUGCCUCCAUAAAUCGUAUCUAUGGAUUUUAUGAUGAAUGCAAGAGAAGAUUUAAUGUUAAAUUAUGGAAAGUCUUCACCGAAAGUUUCAACUGUUUACCAGUUGCAGCCCUUAUUGAUGAAAAAAUUCUGUGCAUGCAUGGAGGCCUCUCACCUGACCUGCACAAUCUGGAUCAGAUCCGAAAUAUGCAGCGUCCUGCUGAUGUGCCUGAUACAGGUUUGCUUUGUGACCUUCUGUGGUCAGAUCCUAGCAAAGACGUACAAGGCUGGGGUAUGAAUGAUAGGGGAGUUUCAUAUACAUUUGGUGCUGACAAGGUGACAGAGUUUCUUGAGAAGCAUGAUUUAGACCUUGUCUGCCGUGCACAUCAGGUGGUGGAGGAUGGAUAUGAAUUUUUUGCAAAUCGGCAGCUUGUAACCAUAUUUUCUGCACCUAAUUAUUGUGGCGAGUUUGAUAAUGCUGGUGCUAUGAUGAGUGUGGAUGACACUCUCAUGUGCUCGUUCCAGAUACUAAAGCCUGCGGAAAAGAAGUCUAAGUUCAACUUUGGAAGCAGUACUACUACCGCUAAGCCAAGUAACGGAGUCAACUUUUUUGGGAGCUCUACAACAAUGAAAUCUGGAACUUCUCUCCCAGGGAUCAAGUCAUACCUUGGUGGUGCUUGAAGUUGGUAGGCAAUGCCUUUUGCCGAAAUGAGCAUUCUUCGCAGCGCACAAAGUUCCCAUAGACCCAUUAACUUGUGAUGCAGGUGAUGUGAUCUAGAUAAACCAUGGAGAGAUCAAAUCUGGUGUCUGAUAAAAUGUAAAGAAGGGUAGGAGAAUUUCAAAUGUGAUCUAAAGAGUAUUUUAGACUCAAGUUUCACGAAGAAAGGCUAGUUGUUCGUUCCGUUCUAUGGUGUAGACUAGCAGCUAUACUGCUUGCCGCUAAAACUUGUAUGUACACUUUGAACCGUGUCUCUGUCUACCUCUCUCGAUUUUUCGUCUGAGACUGUAAAAAUCUUCUGAACUCAUCGUCGUCAGCACUGGCAACCCUGAUAGCAGGUAACCCAAUUUUUACCUGUCUUCCUUUUUUUGUAACCCUGAUAUGAGGAUUAUUGUAUUUCUCCUCA